GUUCAGUGCAGAUUCUCUAUGAUGGAACGCAUUACUCGUCAAUUUGUUUUAUUUGAAGGAUUAGCAAUUGGUAUCCUUUCAAUUAUCUACUCAGUGGAAGCUCUUUACGAUUAUUUUUUCAAUUACUCAAAAUACGAAGCAUGGAACUAUUACAACGUUAUCGACAGUAUUCACGAGAUAGUAAUCCCCAUUGAGUUGUGCUGGAUGUUGGCGGCUGGUGCUAUGCUAUAUGGAAUCUUUCGACGCGAUGUUCGGUGGUUCUAUCCAAUCAUCGGUGUCGCCAUUAUGGUGCUGUUGAUACAAUUUGUUAGAGAGAUACUUCUAUUUUGGUUUGAGCACGAAGAACUAUUUUGGGAUUUCACGCUAUUCUUCAAUCCGGUUAUUAUGCUUUGUAUGACGUGCAGAAGGAUUCUAGGAAUGAUGACGCUGUUGGCUCUGAAGCGGCUGUUUGAGUCGGAACAAAGUGCAAAUAACAACUUUGUUCGAUUUGAUGCAAGAAGUGAGAACUGCGAAGCAGUUUGAAAUAAAGUUUUGUUUUUUUAUUUCUUGUGCCAGAAAAGUUGACCCUCCAAACCCGGGCAUUUUACAAGAACAUCUAUAAGUUGGAAAAGGUAGCUCAAACAUCCAGGCUCAAACUCUCUGAAUAAUUUUCAUCUCAUCACAAAGUAGACCAAUAAUAAACCAAUUUUGUCAGUAUUUGUGCAAUGCAGUCAACAUACUGCUGACACAAAUCACAAAAAUAAUGAAAAUUACAAA
Molecule: messenger RNA, 756 nt
Organism: Armigeres subalbatus
Lineage: Eukaryota; Metazoa; Arthropoda; Insecta; Diptera; Culicidae
Exons: 3
Coding region: 19-522 (167 amino acids)
Source: RefSeq, a predicted model, not a curated record